This is a messenger RNA of Maudiozyma barnettii, 3060 nucleotides long. RefSeq names its product oleate-activated transcription factor PIP2 (gene PIP2). Gene Ontology annotation, cellular component: nucleus. The record is from RefSeq and is a predicted model, not a curated record. Gene Ontology annotation, biological process: positive regulation of transcription by RNA polymerase II; DNA-templated transcription. The transcript has a single exon. Bases 1 to 3060 code for a protein of 1019 amino acids. Gene Ontology annotation, molecular function: DNA-binding transcription factor activity, RNA polymerase II-specific; DNA binding; zinc ion binding. Lineage: Eukaryota; Fungi; Ascomycota; Saccharomycetes; Saccharomycetales; Saccharomycetaceae.
AUGAGUGAGAAUACUAUAAAAGUGUCGAAAAAGAGAAAUAGACUCUCGUUCGUCUGUCAAGCUUGCAGGCGAUCGAAAACGAAAUGUGACAAACUAAAACCAAGAUGUUCAAGAUGUAAAAAUCAGGACCUUUCAUGUGUAUAUGAUAUUGCGACUCAAACAAGGCCAAAAUGUGCAAGCAGGAAAUCUCAAAUCCAGAUGCUGGAUAAUGAACUGGAUUUUUGGAAGAAAAAAACCAACCAAUUAAUGAAAUUGCAAUACAAUAAAAUCGUCGAAUCGAAACACGCUCAUCUAUUUGGAGAUUUGGAAUUGUUACCAGAGAGGGACUUAGUGAAUAACAAGAGAACAGUUAAAGAUUUCUGGGAUUUAAAUGUGAAUAUUUAUAGAGCCGAUACAAAUUUAAUAAUAAGCCCCAUCAUGAAGAUUGAAGUGACUCCCUUAUCGGAAAAUAAUAUCAUUGUCAAUGAUCACUUCAUUAUUACCUUGAUCAUAUCGGUGGUGGCAACAUCAAAUGAAAAUGUUGCAAUGUUACCUGCAUACGCUUCAGAACCAAAUAUGGCAAGAUUUUGUCCCUCUGUAAUUGACACAAUCUUGAAAAAUAAAGAUAUUCUAGCUCAACAUUGCCAAAAUGCUCAUGAGAAAAGUAGAAUAGAAUAUUUUACUAAUAAAUUGUUACAAAUCCCAAUACCUCAUACAGAGUCUGCAAGAUUGGACUCCUUUUUGGCAGAUAUAAAUAAAGAUUUAAGUUAUCCAUACUUAGAGGACCAUUGCACUUUAGAAGGCGGUUAUUCAGAGCUUCUCGAAUCAUUCAUCGACUCGUACGAACAAUUACUUCCACCAUAUGACAUCAUAUUACAUUAUAAAGCUCAUUUCUAUGAAAAUAUAUAUCCAUGUCUACCAUUUCUCGAUAAAAAUUCAUUUGAAAAUAUGUUUAAAAGUAUUGUCUUUAAGGAUCCAAACAAUUCAAACAAGAUUAAAUUAAAUUUCGGUACAUCAGGUUUAAGAGCAAAAAUAGAAACAAUGUGUCUCUUAGCUAUUAUCUUAAAAUUAUCGUAUAUGUCACUAAUGUUCAUCAAUGAGAAGGAUAUUGAUGUUAAAAAUAUAACUUCAGAUGUCCUAAAAAAAUAUCCCAUCAGUAACAAGACAAUAUCUUUGAUUCAAAAAUGUGCCGUUUCAGAAAAUUGGAUUGCUUGUCCAAAUGAAAGCAUUGUAGCAUGUCUCUUAUACCUGUGGUCAUAUUUAGUGUUUUCUCCCGAGGAAGGUGAUUUUUUUACUGCAAAUCCUACCGAUGUAUUAUGUAACUUGAUUAUUAUGUUGUCAACUACGAUAGGUCUACAUAGAGACCCUACAGAUUUUAGAAAUAUAGAUGGGGAUUCAAAUAGAGAAUUAAGAAAUCACAGACGUUUAUUAUGGUUAUGUGUCAUAGGGAUGUCAGGUAUUGAGAUUAUUUUAAAAGGUAGGCGUGGGACUUCAAAAAGCUUUAUGUCAUCAUUUAUUGAUAUAGAUGAUCCGAAUGUGAUGAAUCAAUAUAUACAGAGGGUUAAGAAUGAUAUGGAGGUUCCUGAUACGUUUAUUCUAAAAUUACAUGAAAAUACUUUCAAAUAUGCGUAUUUGGUUUCUUUACAUCAAAGGAUAAGUGAUUGUUUCCUUAAAUACAGUGGAACAUUUAAAUUAAGAGAAAUCAACGAAUUGAAGGAGAAAAUCGAUGCUUUUAUAAAGAAGGAGUUUCCUCUAGAAUCUCGUGCAGAAAAUCUAAAAGAUUUAAAUAUCAAUGCAACAAAUGAUGAUAUUAUCAAUCAAUUAUCAAUUAUUACAACAAAAAAUUCAGCUAAUUUUCUUUAUACAGUGUUGAGUAAAUUAAUCAUGUUGAGAGUUUCGUUAGCAUUAUUAUUCCAUUUUGAAAAAUGUUGCGUUCAACAGAAAAAGGAUAGGGAAGCUGAAAAGAAUAAGAAUUCCCAGAAUACUAUUGAUUAUUUACCAUAUUAUUAUCAUUAUUUGAAGGAAUCUAUAUGCUAUACUGUAUUAUUGGCAAACUAUAUAGGUUACUUUUAUGAUAAAGGUAAUUCUAAUGUCAUCUCACCGUUAACCACCUAUCAUAUGUCUAAAAUCAUUCAAUUAUCACUUUCAACUGUAUUAUUAACAGCUCUAUCCACCGGCUUAAAAGUCCAUGUGUCUAUAAACGAAUUAUUAUCAAGUUCAACAUCUGUAAUAAUUGAAACUUCUGAAAAGAUUCAACUUUUAUCAGAAUUGGAGGUAAUAAUGAGAACAGCAUUGUUCAGAACAUAUAACCUAGUAUCGGAAAACUUAAGAUUUACCUAUUAUCCCGUGUUUAAGAUGUUAGUUUUGUUCGACGUGUUUAUGGUGAAAUAUAAAAAAGAUGAGUUAAUACCAAAUUAUUUCAAGAGCCUCGAAGCGGGACUAAAAAUUGAAAGACAAGAAAAAUUAUUUGGGUUGACAUUUAAUUAUAAACUCGAAAAGAAUGAAAAGAUGAUAGAUGAUAUCCGUAGUAGAAAUCUUAUUGGAAGUUUCAGUUGUGAUCAAUUGAGAAGUAUCUUGGAUAAAAUCCAACAAACUAAUUUAGAAAUUAUACCAGAUAAUUCAGAUAAUUAUUCCAAUGGUACUAUGGCUAAUAUUCCACCAUUACAAUCACAUGAUAAUAAUAGUAAUGAAUUAGGUGAUACCCCAAUGUCAGAUAUUAAUGAGAUACAAGCCCCGGAGAAAAAUUAUUAUUAUUCUUCAGAGGUUAAUGAAUCUUCAAGUAAUAAUAACAAUAAUGUAAACAUGAUCAAUCAAAAUUAUCCAACUGCACCAUUACCUAAUGCGCAAUUACCAAACUUUCCAACAGGUCAAAAUGCUCCACAAUUAUCUGAAAAUGUAGUAGGUAUGGGGAAUGCAGGUUUUAACAGCAAUAACAAUAAAACCGGUAACACCAAUAAACCAGAAGAUUAUAAUGAAUUUCAGAAUCCAGUUACACUUGCAUCUGAAGAUACUUUAGAAUUUGCUAAUCUAUUCGGUGAUGUGGAUAUAUUUGGAUAUGAUUUCUUCUUUGGUACUGAUUAA